AUGGCAGACGAUAAAAUCUGGCCGCCCGCCAACGGCCUCACCACCAAAGUCGUCCCGCGCGACAAAGCAAUCCUCGAGCUCCCAUACUCGACCACCGUGCACGCCCCCGCACACGUCGUCUUUGACACCCUCGUCCGCACCUCAAACUACUCUGCUUGGAACACGUGGAUACCGAGCGUACGCAUCAUCUCCCAGCCGCCUCCUCGCAACACUACAGAAGAACAAGAUGGGUCGCGAAUGCGUGUGGGUACCGAGAUGGAAUUUAACGUCGUAAUGGACGCCUCGAAACCCGAUUCCAUCACGCACACCCUGCUCAAAGUCUCGGAUAUCUCGACACCCGACGCGCCAUCAUCGUACUUGUCGGCUGAAGAGCUUGCGGAUCCGAGUUUUACAGCUGAUCUGGGCAAGGUGUAUCGGGUUGCGUGGACGAGUAAUGGGGGGAUGAUGGGGUUUGCGCCCCAGAUUGAGCGGUUUCACGAGGUCAUUGUUACGAGCGAGGAUACGUGUGAGGUGAGGAAUUGGGAGUUGAUGAGUGGCAUGACGGCGAGGCUUGUGAAGUUGUUUAUGUUGGAGACAUUGCAGGGGAAGGUGAGGCUUUGGUGUGAGGAUUUGAAAAAGUAUUGUGAGAGGGUGUAUGCGGAGGGGAAGGCGGGUGGUGGAGCUGCUGCUGCUGUGUAA
Molecule: messenger RNA, 678 nt
Organism: Bipolaris oryzae ATCC 44560
Lineage: Eukaryota; Fungi; Ascomycota; Dothideomycetes; Pleosporales; Pleosporaceae
Exons: 1
Coding region: 1-678 (225 amino acids)
Source: RefSeq, a predicted model, not a curated record